Messenger RNA from Camellia sinensis, 783 nucleotides. The record is from RefSeq and is a predicted model, not a curated record. Lineage: Eukaryota; Viridiplantae; Streptophyta; Magnoliopsida; Ericales; Theaceae.
AUGGAACAUGAGGAGACAUUGGCAAAUAUGGCUAGGAACACACUCGGAGGAAAUCAGGGGCAAGAGUUGGGACAACAAGAACAAGUUGCAAUCCCCAAUCCAAUUGAAAUGGUUCAAGUGCUUCAGACGUUGGUCGGGGUGGUGCAACAACAAACCACCAUAGGGAAUAACUUGACUAGACUUAUGGAGCAACAACAGCGGAUGCAGCUAGGCGUUGGGCCACAACCAAGGCCACGUUGUAACAUUACUGAGUUUAAGAAGAUAGCCCUGGCAUUUGACAGAGCCACAGACCCUUUGGAGGCUGAAAAAUGGUUGACAGAAAUGGAAAAGUUGUUUCCUGUUUUUGAGUGUACGGAUGAUCAGAAGGUGACCUAUGCUACGUUUAUGCUACAAGGGAUAGCUAAUGAUUGGUGGCAGAUGGAGAAGCGCAUACACGAGCAUGAUGCCAACCCCUAUACAUGGGAAAGGUUUAAAAAUGCAUUCAAUGAGAAAUAUUUCCCUAGGAGUGUUCGUCUACAAAAACAAAGGGAAUUUUUGAGGUUAAAGCAAGGGAAUAAGACGGUUGCAGAAUAUGAAGCUGAGUUUACGAAGUUGUCUAAAUUUGCAUCAGCAUUUGAAACAGAUGAGGAUAGCAGAGCACGAAAGUUUGAAAGUGGGCUAAGAACGAACAUUAUGCAACAGGUGGUUCCUUUCGAGUUACCUACUUUCGGAGAAGUGUUGAAUAAGGCUUUGUUGGUUGAGAGUGGCCUCACUAGAGCCCAAGAAGAGAAAGAAGAGGCCUAG